AUGGGUUUCCAGAUGUUUGUGUCUCUCGGUCCUUGGAGUUGGUGGCUACUGCUAGUGGCCCUCCAGUGUUCUGAAGCAUCUUCUGAUGUGAAUGAAUGGGCAAAUUCCACCGCCCAGCAUGUGCCUAGGGCUUGGUUUGCUGCUGCCAGCUCAGAGCCAGAAGAGAGAAUAUCUGUUUUUGAACUGGAUUAUGAUUAUGUGCAAAUUCCCUAUGAGGUUACUCUCUGGAUACUUCUAGCAUCUCUUGCAAAAAUAGGCUUCCACCUCUACCCCAGACUGCCAGGCCUCAUGCCCGAGAGCUGCCUGCUCAUCCUGGUCGGGGCCCUGGUAGGCGGCGUCAUCUUCGGCACCGACCACAAGUCGCCCCCCGUCAUGGACUCCAGCAUCUACUUCCUGUACCUCCUGCCGCCCAUCGUGCUGGAGGGCGGCUACUUCAUGCCCACGCGGCCCUUCUUCGAGAACAUCGGCUCCAUCCUGUGGUGGGCAGUGCUGGGCGCUCUGGUGAACGCCUUCGGCAUCGGCCUGUCGCUCUACCUGGUGUGCCAGGUGGAGGCCUUCGGCCUGAGCGACCUCAGCCUGCUGCACAGCCUGCUGUUCGGGAGCCUCAUCUCGGCGGUGGACCCGGUGGCCGUGCUGGCCGUGUUCGAGGAGGCGCGCGUCAACGAGCAGCUCUACAUGAUGAUCUUCGGGGAGGCGCUGCUCAACGACGGCAUCAGCGUGGUCUUAUACAAUAUACUAAUUGCCUUCACAAAGAUGCAUAAAUUUGAAGACAUAGAACCUAUCGACAUUUUGGCUGGAUGUGCCCGGUUCAUCAUUGUAGGGGUUGGGGGAAUAUUUUUCGGCAUCGUUUUUGGAUUUAUUUCUGCAUUUAUCACACGUUUCACUCAGAAUAUCUCUGCAAUCGAGCCGCUCAUUGUCUUCAUGUUCAGCUAUCUGUCCUACUUAGCUGCUGAGACACUCUAUCUCUCAGGAAUCCUGGCCAUCACGGCUUGUGCAAUGAAGAUGAAUAAGUAUGUGGAAGAAAACGUGUCUCAGAAGGCCUACACGACCAUCAAGUACUUCAUGAAGAUGCUGAGCAGCGUCAGCGAGACCCUCAUCUUCAUCUUCAUGGGCGUGUCCACUGUGGGCAAGAACCACGAGUGGAACUGGGCCUUCGUCUGCUUCACGCUGGCCUUCUGCCAGAUCUGGAGAGCCAUCAGCGUGUUUGCCCUCUUCUAUGUCAGUAACCAGUUUCGGACUUUCCCCUUCUCCAUCAAGGACCAGUGCAUAAUUUUCUACAGUGGCGUUCGAGGAGCUGGAAGUUUUUCACUUGCAUUUUUGCUCCCUCUGUCUCUUUUUCCUAGGAAGAAAAUGUUUGUCACUGCUACUCUAGUAGUUAUAUAUUUUACUGUAUUUAUUCAGGGAAUCACAAUUGGCCCUCUGGUCAGGUACCUGGAUGUUAGAAAGACCAAUAAAAAAGAAUCGAUCAAUGAAGAACUUCAUAUUCGUCUGAUGGAUCACUUGAAGGCUGGCAUUGAAGACAUCUGUGGACACUGGAGCCACUACCAAGUGAGAGACAAGUUUAAGAAGUUUGAUCAUAGGUAUUUAAGGAAAAUCCUGAUCCGAAAGAACUUGCCAAAAUCAAGCAUCGUUUCUCUGUACAAGAAGCUGGAGAUGAAGCAAGCGAUUGAGAUGGUGGAGACGGGGAUACUCAGCUCCACAGCCUUUUCCCUGCCCCAGCAGGCCCAGCGGGUACAAGGAGUGAAGAGGCUCUCCCCGGAAGAUGUGGAGUCCAUGAGGGACAUUCUGACAAACAACAUGUACCAGGUCCGACAAAGGACACUAUCCUACAAUAAAUACAACCUCAGACCCCAAACGAGUGAGAGGCAGGCCAAAGAGAUCCUGAUCCGCCGCCAGAACACCUUAAGGGAGAGCAUGAGGAAGGGCCACAGCCUGCCCUGGGGAAAGCCGGCAGGCACCAAAAACAUCCGCUACCUCUCCUUUCCCCACAGCAACCCUCAGCCAUCGAGCAGAGACGCAAGGGCUGCUGAGUUCACAGAGGAUGAUAGCAGCGAUCCAGGAUUUCCAUCCAUCAGGUUCAGCACACCCCCCCAAACUGGGUCCUUCCAGGAGAGACGACUAACACAAGAGAUCAUCCCAAUGAAGAGCUUGCACAGAGGAGGCAAGCCGAUCAACCUCAGUCAUAGAAACAGCAUGAGCCAAGAAGAGCACAUUGGCAGAGGCAGGAGGGCAGCUGUGAGACCCAAGCCAUUGUUCCAUGCAGUGGAUGAAGAGUUUGAAUCUGGAGAGGAGAGUGAGGGAGAAGCCUCAGCAACUGGGUCCAGAUGGACAGCUGAGCAUCCACAUGGCAGGGAACACCACAAGUCCCACAGUCCUUUGCUCCAAAGAAGAUAG
Molecule: messenger RNA, 2394 nt
Organism: Tupaia belangeri chinensis (Chinese tree shrew)
Lineage: Eukaryota; Metazoa; Chordata; Mammalia; Scandentia; Tupaiidae
Gene: SLC9A4
Product: solute carrier family 9 member A4
Exons: 12
Coding region: 1-2394 (797 amino acids)
Biological process (GO): regulation of intracellular pH; sodium ion import across plasma membrane; potassium ion transmembrane transport
Cellular component (GO): plasma membrane
Molecular function (GO): potassium:proton antiporter activity; sodium:proton antiporter activity
Source: RefSeq, a predicted model, not a curated record